Molecule: messenger RNA, 3165 nt
Organism: Baudoinia panamericana UAMH 10762
Lineage: Eukaryota; Fungi; Ascomycota; Dothideomycetes; Mycosphaerellales; Teratosphaeriaceae
Exons: 13
Coding region: 1-3165 (1054 amino acids)
Source: RefSeq, a predicted model, not a curated record
AUGCAGGCUCAGGCAAGCUCGCAGUCCGCGAGCAGCAGCGCUGACGAUGCUGAGAAGACUACUCCGAAGCCGAAAGACGUCCCAGAUCAGCCAUCAAGAUCAUCCGCACCGGCAGAGGACGGCAAGAAGGCCUCAAAGGCGAAGCAACUAUGGGACAAAGUCGGCCUGGACUUUAUGACAGUCUCGUUGAUGUUCAAAGGCUCGUUGCCGCCAACAAUUGCACUGGCGGCGUUUCAAUCCACUACAUGGGCGAAUCAUUUCGGGACGCUUGGGUACCUCGUGGCAAUUGCUUCGGUACUGGGCUUCUGCAUCAUGCCGCGUGGGAAGUUCAUACAGACGAUGUUGCUGAACGUGUUCACCGUAUGCCUAGCGGCUGCGGUGAAUCUAUUGGCUUUGUACUGUGCAACCCAGGCCAGGCUGCACACCACUCCCAAUGGCCGCCCUCUUGCGGCUUAUAACUCCUCGAGCAGCGCGGUGCUUGCGAUCUGGCUCGUGUUUCAGACUUAUGUGGUAAACGUUGUUAAAGCGUCAAGACCGCAAUUCCAAUUCCCAGCCAUUAUCUACUCGAUCUUCAUCAACGUAUCCAUGACGAACGGCGUGCAGUUCCCGACAAUGCUAUCCGCCAUCAGUUUUAUGAAGAGUCUGCUCGAAGCCUUCCUUACGGGGUUCGCACUGGCUACGGGUGUUCACUUCUUUGUGUUUCCUACCAGCUCCCGUACAGUCGUCUUCAAGGAGAUGACGGGGUACUUGAUGUGUUACGCAGGAGUGCUGAAGGCUCACACAGCCGCAAUGCACAGCUUGGAGGAGGCUGAUCCCGGCCGGAUGCGACGUGAACGUGAGGAGGCGCAAGGAAACAACGAGCACAUAAAGAAACGCCAGAAGAAGGACGGCCAGCAUGCUGGACCACUUACUACGCCCGCAACAAUCGGUGUUAAGGAGGCGUUCGGCAAGCUCAUCGAUCUGCAUACGAAACUGCAUGCCGAUGUAAUGCCAGCUAAGCGUGAGUUCGCCAUCGGCAAGCUAGAAUCCCACGAUCUGACCGAGCUUUGGGGUCUGCUUCGGAGAAUCUUCGUUCCAGUGAUGGGUCUCACCGCCAGCGUUGACCUAUUGCAGCGAACAGCGAUCAAGUACCAUUGGAGCGAAGAAAGUGAUAACGAGCAAGAAGAAAAGGCGCGGCAUCGCCACAUAGACAGCAUGCACUUUUUGAUGAAGCAGCUACACGAGCCCUUUGCCCGUACUACUAAAGCGAUCGAAGCAGCCAUGAUGCAUGUCCUAAUUACGUUAGAGCUUGUCAAGCCGCCCAAGAAGAAGCCGGAUGAGGAGAGCGCUGGCGAACAACCUGUCCCAGGCUCGCCAGGCUUCGCAUCCGCGUAUCAGAAGAAGGUUGAAGAAUUCUAUCAUUCUAAGAAGCUCACAUUGAAGGAGUGGUGCCAGGAGCACGACAUCGAACUACCAGCGGACUUCAUGGAGUCGACGUUCGUCGCCCCAGAGAAGCAUUUCAUUCGUGACGAGCAUAAGAGGGAGCGCUACCAGAGACAGCUGUUCUUCACGCUGUACUUAGAGUAUCUGCUCUAUCGCACCGGUUGCGCAGUGUUGGACUUGGUAUUGUGGGCCGACAAGCGCAAACAGGAGGGCGCCCUUAAGCAUCUUAAGCUCAUCUUCCCAGGAUCCAAGACCUUGUACGAAUGGUUCAGAGCUAUCUUCGGCCGAGAGGACCGGAACAACGACGGUCACUAUCUUGAAGAAAUGAACAGCGGAGGUGUAGAAGCCGUCGAUCUCGGCGAAGAGUUCGAGAGACGGAAGGAUCCUGAGCACCUCCCACCGCAAAACGCACUUGAGCGGUUCGGAGAAACGCUCCGCAAAAUACCAAUUUUCUUGCGGAGCGACGCCUCAGCUUUUGGCUUCAGAGUAGCUUGUGCUACACUCACCGUAGGCAUCAUCUGUUACCUUGAGAAGACACAAGCUUGGUUCUUACGGCAGCGAUUACUGUGGGCAAUGGUCAUUGUGGCGAUCUCGAUGUCCCGCACGUCCGGUCAGAGCACGUUCAACUAUGCUCUUCGCGCGCUUGGGACAGCUAUUGCCAUGGUGGGCACCUAUAUCAUAUGGUACAUUGUCGUGGGACACGCACCAGGUGUGCUUAUCUUCCUCUGGCUAUGGACGGGGCUGGCCUUCUACUUCAUCCUGAAAUUCCCAAAAUUCAUUGUUGUUAGCAUUCUCAGCUUAGUAACAGCUGUGCUCAUCAUUGGUUACGAGCUUCAAGUCCAGAAAAUCGGCGUCGCAGCGUCCUUGUCGUCCGGACAGCCAGUCUAUCCGACAUACGUUCUCGCGCCCUAUCGACUUGCUACGAUACUGGGUGGCUUGUUUGUGGCCUUUUUCUGGACCAUAUUCCCGUACCCAGUAUCGGAGACAUCCGAGAUGAGGAAAGACCUUGGCGCUGCCCUAUACUUGCUCGCCAACUUCUACUCUGUUGUCAGGGAAACAUUAACGAGCAGAAUCAGAGGAACUGAUGGCGACGUUAAAGUGAAAGGAACGCACGCUUAUCAACUGAAUGAAGCUUUCGACACAGUGGUUUCAAAGCUCCUGUCGCUAUUGACAAAUCUGCGAACGAACGCCGCCUUUUCAAAAUUCCAGGUCCGCAUUGGAGGCCGGUUCCCGAUAGAGGAGUAUGAGGGACUCAUUGAAACAUGCCAACAUAUGUUGCAACAUCUUGCGCUGAUCAAUUAUGCUUCCACGGAAUUCUCACUGCAUAACAGCCAUCACAAGGACGGCGCUGCUCCAUCGCAAUGGUCCACCGACUUUCGAAAACUGCUGGCUGCAACCAAUACAACCUCGCACCAAAUCACGUCCGUGCUUUCUCUACUGUCGUCUGCCUUGACGAACGGGCAGCCACUGCCGCCAUACCUCCAAAUGCCUGAAUCUUACAAGCUGGUGAAGCACCUCGACAACAUCAACCCCGACCUGCUCAGCGUAAGACACAUUGCGGAACCGGAGUACUCGGCCUUUGCGGUUCUGCAAGUCUGUGCACAGGCAAUCAAUGAUGACUUCGACCAGCUAGCGAGGCACGUCAAGGCUCUCGUUGGGACGAUUGAUUUUACGUUUCACAGCAAGGAGCAGUCUGAUGCUGACAAUGACGCCGCAGGAACUGGAAAAGGCAAGGCCGACUAG